AUGUCUCCGUCACCCUUACGCGUUGGGGUUAUCGGUCCUGCAGGUUUCGGCGGAUCUUAUCUAUGCGUCGAGUUAUUGAACCGAGGCCAUACCGUAGUCGGUAUAUCGCGUAACCCUGAGAAGUUGGGGAAGCAUCCACGCUACAUUCCACGUCCGAUAGACAUCGAUCAAGUUCCUAUAGAAGAGCUAGCAAAGCAAUUCGAAGGCCUUGAUGUACUGGUUAGCGAAUUUGGACCGCACACGGCAGGUGCCGGGGCGUUGUUGUACAUGCCGUUCCUAGAAUCCGUUCGCAAGAUUCUCCUAGCCCACAAAAUAUGUCCUUCAUCCUACUUCCUCUUUGUCGGUGGCGCAGGCUCUCUCCACGUCCCAGGCACUGAUCUUCCCUGCGUCGACCACCCUGACUUUUUUCUCGCCUACCGCCGCGCAAUCUCAACUUCGCUCGCGCACAUAGCUUAUAUGGAGGAGCGUCUAGGCAUCAUGGGUACCUCGUUGCGACGUUAUCGCGAAGCCAGGUUAGCAGAAAGCUCUAGGACGGCCACAGAAGAAGACAAAUCUGUAAUCGCAGACUACGAAAAGCAAAUUCGCGUCAAAGACAACGCAUCGGACUUUAUCAAAGCGGGGCGGACGGCGUACAUGUUCUUCGAAGACCGAAAGACGUUUGAUUGGAGUUUCGUUUCACCAUCUGCUUUGUAUCGUCCAGGGAAGAGAACUGGGAAGUAUGAGAUUAGCGUUGACGAUAUGGUGUUGGUGGGCGAGCAGCAGGAGGACAAGGACGUGUUUGAGGGCAGGUUGACCGGGAUAAGCGUAGCGGAUAUGGCGAUUGCAAUUGCGGAUGAGAUUGAGCAAAGGAAGUUGGUUUGGAAACACUGGAGUGCCUGGGCCGAUAUCAGUGAGGAUGUGCCGUCGCCGGCAUAUGUGGGUUUAGAUGCUGUGGAUGGGGGCAGCAGGUAG
Messenger RNA from Alternaria atra, 951 nucleotides. RefSeq lists its product as uncharacterized. NCBI's taxonomy places the organism in Eukaryota, Fungi, Ascomycota, Dothideomycetes, Pleosporales, Pleosporaceae. The coding region runs from base 1 to 951 and encodes 316 amino acids. The transcript is spliced from 2 exons. The record is from RefSeq and is a predicted model, not a curated record.